Aegilops tauschii subsp. strangulata is the source of this 809-nucleotide messenger RNA. The record is from RefSeq and is a predicted model, not a curated record. NCBI's taxonomy places the organism in Eukaryota, Viridiplantae, Streptophyta, Magnoliopsida, Poales, Poaceae.
CCCUCUCCCUGGUGCUGUUAGCUAGGUCAGCCUAUCGCCGUCGCCGCCGCGUCCAUUGCUGCCGGUAGAAGUUGAGGAUGCCAUCCUGGAACGACGAGGAGAGCUCGGACGAGGACAUCAACAUGGUUUCAAUGGAUCCUCAGCUCUUUGAAACCCCUGACAGUGUGGUGGAACCAACUUUUUGUGGUUCUUACACUGAAUCUGAGCCGACGUGCAUGAUGCAUCAUCAGAGGCCGAAGAAGAUGGUGGCUUUUGAAGGUGCUUUGACUGGGAGGCGAUUCCUGGGUUGUCCUGUGCAGCAGGAUGUAGGUGUGAACUGUGGGGUUGUGGAGUUGGUGGAUGGUCCUUGGCCAGAGAUUCUACAAAGGUGCCUAACCAGGAUUUGGGACAUGUACCAUGAGCAGAACUUGGGAAGGGUGAAUGACAAACAAGCUCACAUGAGAAAGAGCCAGUUGGUGGAAGAUGUAUCCAAGCUAUUUGACUAUCAAGAUGGCAAGAUGUCUCAUGACAUGGGCUAUACCAGUCAGGCAAUCAAUGAACUAAAUGAGAAGAAGAAACAACUUGAGGAUCAGGCAAAGAUUGAGUUAAGUAUGGAGAAGAUGAAGCUUGCCCAGGAGCAAAGGUGCAUUCUUCAAAGCCAAGCAGAUAUCAUUCAGAACAUGAGGAAGGCCAUGAAGGAAGUGGAGGGGGAGAGGGACCUACUAAGGCAAGAGAAGAAGAAGCUGGAGUAUCUGAUUGCUGAUCUGCUCAAGGCUGGGCAUGCCAGCAAAGAUAAACUGGAGAGGAUCAAGGCAAUUAUGAAUGAGUGA